GUGCUGACAGGUUGAAUGGAGAACGGUUAACGUUAGCGAUGGAUAGUUUAAAUAGCUUACAUUUGAAUCCGCUUCUCUCCCGGGCCUCAUUCCAUUUCUUUUCCUUCACCCAUAGUCGUUCCUUUCAUGCUCAAACAUCUCCUCCCACUCUCUUUUACAGUCCUUCAAGCUUAUGCAUCCAUAGGUCCCAUAACCGAUCUUUCUAUCGUCAAUGCCCAAAUUUCCCCAGACGGCUUUUCUCGCGUUGGUGUACUCCCCGAGGGGAUCUUUCCUGGGCCUGUUAUUGUCGGGUAUAAGGGCGACGAAUUCAAUGUCACCGUCAUUGAUAGAUUAGAAGAUCCAUCCAUGUUACGGAGCACUUCCAUUCACUGGCAUGGUCUAAAUCAACACGGAACAACUUGGGCUGAUGGUGCCGCAUCCGUAUCCCAAUGCCCUAUUACCCCCGGCAGUUCUUUCGAAUACCGUUUUCGCGCCGCAGAUCAGGCCGGAACGUUCUGGUAUCAUUCGCAUCUAUCAACACAAUACUGUGAUGGACUGAGGGGUCCUUUGAUAGUCUACGAUCCGGAGGAUCCUCAUCAGAUGCUUUAUGAUGUUGAUGAUGAGAGCACGAUUAUCACAUUAGCGGAUUGGUAUCACAAACCCUCACCACAAUACGUUGGUCUAGCCAAGCCAGAUUCUACCCUUAUAAACGGGUUAGGAAGAUACUCUGGCGGUCCACCUUCGCCGCUUGCAGUUGUCCAGGUUGAGUUUAGGAAGCGUUACCGAUUCCGCUUGAUAUCCUUAUCCUGCGACCCCAACUAUGUCUUUUCAAUUGACGAACACGAGAUGAUGGUGAUCGAAGCAGACGGCCACAACACUGAACCCGUGACUGUCAACUCAAUCCAGAUAUUUGCUGGUCAGCGGUAUUCGUUUAUCCUGGAGGCGAACCGGAUAAAGCAAGGCAGCUCUUGGAUCCGCGCUCUCCCCAACAUUGGCGCAAACCCCUCCGACCCCUUUGCAAACGGUACCAACCUCGCGAUUCUUCGGUACACGGGAGCGCCCAAGGUCGAUCCUACGACGGAAAGUCACGAGGUCGUUAUCCCCCUCGAAGAGACAGAUCUCCAUCCGUUGGCUAACGAGAACCCUAGUGCGCCAGGAGCACCGAGUGUUGACGGAGCGGAUGUGGAUAUGAAUCUUGCUCUUGGAUAUGAUCAGAAUCAGAGAAAGUUCACGGUCAACGGUGCUGUAUACGUUCCCCCCACAGUUCCGGUCCUUUUACAAAUUUUGAAUGGGACGAAGAGGCCUGAGGAGCUCCUCCCAUCAGCUUCUAUUAUCCUCAUCCCAGCCAACAAAACCAUUCAAGUCUCUUUACCUGUUGGAAAUGCCCCCGGGGCACCUCACCCAAUGCACCUGCACGGCCACCCCUUCUCCGUCGUCCGAAGCGCAGGCAGCGAAAUGUACAAUUUCGUUAACCCUGUGAGAAGGGAUGUCGUGAAUACGGGAGAUGAUGGAAAGGACAACGUUACCAUUCGGUUUUUCAGUGGCACUUCGACAGGACCUCAAAGCGACGGGGCAGCGAGUAGUGCAGGUGUUUGGUUUUUACAUUGCCAUAUCGACAGACACAUGGAAAACGGUAUGGCGAUCGUGUUUGCUGAAGACGUACCGAAUGUUGCUGCUGUCAAUAGUCCUAUUCCUCAAUCAUGGGAUGACUUAUGUCCCGCUUACGAAGCCGAAUUUGGUGAGGGCGGAGAGGUUGUCGAGCGUCCGGGGGCUCCUUCCGCUGGUGCCAGUCCUGCUAAUGGCUCGGGCGCUGAACAGCACCGUAGGAGCUCGCGUUCAACGUCAAGGAGACGCGGGCACUGGUAUUGAGCUUGAGUGUUACGGUAAAUACCGACUCAGGCUAGUUUAACUGGAGGGUGCGGUCCUUAGCUCUUCCUCUCCCCUCUCUCUCUCUCGUUUUGCGAACUAUCAUUGUCUAUAUAUUGUAGUUAUUCAGAUCCCUGUGGAUUAAUGUUGCUUUCAUUUAUCGGGACGCGUAUUGUAAAGCAAAAAAUUCGAUUUUACAUACCAUCGAUACUGGAGAGCUAUGCUUGAUAUUUCAAGCUUCAACUAUUGCUCGCCACUCCAUCUGCAUUAGC
Marasmius oreades (fairy-ring Marasmius) is the source of this 2117-nucleotide messenger RNA. RefSeq lists its product as uncharacterized. NCBI's taxonomy places the organism in Eukaryota, Fungi, Basidiomycota, Agaricomycetes, Agaricales, Marasmiaceae. The record is from RefSeq and is a predicted model, not a curated record. The transcript is spliced from 20 exons. Bases 127 to 1848 code for a protein of 573 amino acids. Gene Ontology annotation, molecular function: copper ion binding; oxidoreductase activity.